Nothobranchius furzeri (turquoise killifish) is the source of this 2273-nucleotide messenger RNA. RefSeq lists its product as uncharacterized. Gene Ontology annotation, cellular component: membrane; extracellular region. Gene Ontology annotation, molecular function: lipid binding; DNA binding. NCBI's taxonomy places the organism in Eukaryota, Metazoa, Chordata, Actinopteri, Cyprinodontiformes, Nothobranchiidae. The record is from RefSeq and is a predicted model, not a curated record. Gene Ontology annotation, biological process: lipid transport; lipoprotein metabolic process.
ACCAUUUGACUCCCGGGUGUGGAGCGGGGACCUACCGGCUAAAGGGACGCUGCGGUGGCUCUUCCUGGCAGGAUAACUGACCGGAGCUGCUCCUGCUCCGUUUAGUGGGCUCCACCUUUGGGAACGGGAAGUGAAGUUCGGUGAAACUUUCAGCUUUUGUCCUUCUGCUGUGUUUUGACUCAACUCCGAGCAUGAACGGUAUCAGGAGAGAUGAUGGCUCAUCAGCUGCUGCUGCUGUGGUGCCACCCAAACCCAGUGAGGAGGAGCUGGGAAAUUCCAUCACACACAGUCAGAACAGACAGGAUCCAACCGUCUCACAGCCACAGAGGUUGGGGGUGAUGGGAGUUGUGCAGAAAGUCAACCCCUUCAAGUCUGCCUCCAAAGCGGCGUCCUCCUCCACGGUCUGCAAAGCUCCACCCUCUGAAUCACUAGAACGGGCAGCAGACCCCACACAGAACCCUGGGAUGCUGAAAGGAGUCCUACAGAAAGUCAACCCAUUCAAGUCCACAUCACAGGUGUCUAACAAAACACCAUCCGCGGAGUCACUGGAGCAGGGGAAUGUUCCAGAAUCGGCUCGGUUGCCAACAAGUGCUCUAGCUCAUCCUCAAGAACCUGCAGUCCCCAAAGAGGCUGCUAAUGAGCCUGAAAGCCAGCAGAAUCCGGGGGCGAUGAGGGGCCUGAUUCAGAAAGUCAGCCCGUUCAGAUCCUCCCAACCAAAGGACAUACAGCCUCUACAUGGUGACGUCUCCUCCAGCAGCAGGAGCUUAGUGGACAACAGCAAGGUCUCAGAGAAAGAGAAUCCUGGAGUGUUGAGAGGAAUGAUGCAGAAAGCAAACCCGUUUAGGUUAAACACAAAGGUGGCAGAGACCAACUCGUCAGCUCCCGCUAACAAACCUGAGGAUGGAAACAGUGAGACCUCCAGCAGCUCUGAGAGCUUGGAUGGUGGCACAAUAGAAAAAUAUACUAUUUGGCAUGCUGAUGCAGACGCCAGCAGGGAGGUGAAAAGUCAAACCACGGAGAUGCCGACUUUUAUUUUGAAAAGGAUUCUUCCUACAGCGCUUUUCAGAUCAGAAAAGAAGGAAGAGAAAGUUGAAGUUCAAACACUCCAGCUUGCUGAAGUACCCAUACCAGGUGAAGGGACACGGCUGGAACCUCUGGAUGAUGAAGACGGCCUCUUGGCAUGGUGGGGAACUGUUCAAGGAUGGGAUGAGUGGAACCAAGCAAACCAAGAUGAUGAAGCUGAAGAAGUGGUUGAACAGGCUGCUGAUCGAGUGUUCCUGGCCAGUCGUCUUUUUGUCCGUUUAUUCAAUCAGAGGGGCGCGUCGCUCCAGCAGCGCAUCCUGGAGCUCCUUAACUUGGCCGACGCCGCCGACAACUUCCACAUGAAAACUGUCACAGCCAGUGUGGGUGGAGGGUUGGCGAGCGUGGCUGGGUCUGUCACUACCAUCACUGGCCUAAUCCUGGCUCCAUUUACAGCGGGAACGUCGCUCAUUGUCACGGCGGUGGGUAUCAGCAUAGCUACAGCAGGUGGUCUGACGUCCGCGUCGGCCAACAUCACAGACACGGUCCAUUCAAAGACGGACCGAAAGAAGGUGGAGAAGAUGAUUCAAGAUUACCAGAGAGAGAUAAAGGACAUCAAAGAGUGCCUAGACUUUUUACAGAAAGGGAUGGAAACACUCGAAGAUUGGAACUUUGAGAAAUACACAGAAAGCAUCUCAAACAAGUACUUAAACCAGAAUGUCAAGCACGUCAUGAAGGAGGGUGGUCGAGCCGGCAAAGCUUUAGUGAUAAACACCGAGACCCUGAUCAAUACCGUCCAGGUCCUUGGUGUCGCUGGUGGCGCUGCUAAAGCCGCUCAGGUGAUAAGCGUCACUACCGGAGUGAUGUCUGGUCUCUUCUUGGCCCUUGACAUGUUUUUCCUGGCAAAGGACUCCAUGGAACUAAAGAAGGGAGCCAAGACUGAGUUUGCUGCUAAGAUCCGGGAGGUUUGUAAGGACCUUCAGGAUGGUCUGCUGGAGCUGAACAGAAUCAAAGAAGAGCUGCAGAAAACUAUGGAAGGGAUAGAGGUGGAGGUUGAAGAGGAAAAUGAAGAGUCGUUGAAGUCUGAUUUGAAGAAACUUAAAAUUAAAGAAUAGUUUUCAAGCAGCUUAAACCAAAACCAUCGAGACCUAAAAAUCAAAAGCAAUCAACAAGCAAUAUAGUGUCAAGGAACUCUGACAAUCUUCUUCUGUUCACCAUCUUACCACAGGAGUCCCCAGGGCUCAGUACUGGGA